This is a messenger RNA of Prorocentrum cordatum, 2253 nucleotides long. The record is from the annotation of a GenBank genome assembly. Lineage: Eukaryota; Dinophyceae; Prorocentrales; Prorocentraceae.
CAACUGCGCGAGCUCAACCUCGUUAAGGCCCUGAUCCCGCUAGCCGGCGUCGAUCUCGGGGCGCCUUCGCAUCCCUGGGCCUACUGCUCGGACGCCAGUCUUUGGGGCUACGCCGUUGCCACGUCCCGAUUUGACCCAGACGAGCUGAUGGACAUCGGCGCAUGCCGCGAGCGCUGGCGUUUCCUGGCCGUUGAUCGCUACGCUGACGACCCUGGGGGCCCUCCUGGCUUUGAAGUCGCCGUGCAGGCCGGCUUCGCCGCGGGCGCUGCCGACGACAGCCUCAUCGCUGGCAUGGGGCAGCCGCCGCCGGGGCGAGGGGCCCCGCGGCGACGCCGCCCGGCCAGGAUCGAGGUUGAGGCAGCGGCCGCCGCUGCCGGCGGCAGCGCCGUCCCGGCGCUGCCGGACUCGGCGCUCGCGGCUCACCGGUGGCAGCUCGUCGUGCGUGGCGCCUUCCUCUUCCCAGCCCCGAUCCACGUGCUGGAGGGCCGGACGACCCUCCUGGGGCUCAGGCGCGCCACUCGGUCGGUGGCCGCUCACGGGUGCCGCGUCCUCUCCAUAGGGGACAAUCUCUCAUCCAUGAUGGCGUUCGAGAAGGGCAGGUGUGCCAACCCAGUCUUGCGCCAGCUGGCCUGCCAGUCCGCAGCCCGACAGCUCGCCACGGGGAUCCAGCGCUACCAUCGCUACUCCGAGAGCAAGCGGAACCCCACCGACCACGAUUCCAGAGCGGCGGCACGCGCGUGGCACGACCUGACCGACAGGAACGUGAUGCGUGUGAUCCGUUCUCUGAUAGUGCGGCGGGAGGUGUGGUACGUCCACCUCGGCACCCCGUGCGCGCCCUUCAGCCAGGCCACGCCCGCGCAGGCCCAGGCCAAGCAUUUGGCCUCCGGUGCUGGCGCUGUCUCGUUCACCGUCGACUUGCUUCGCUUAUGUGAUCGAUUUGGCGUAAAGUGGUCGCUCGAGAAUCCUUCAUCGUCACGUCUUUGGCAGCGCUCAGAGGUCACAGCCUUCCUGGAACGUCAUUGUCAUUAUUUCGUCAACGUGCAGUACUGUCAAUACAAUUGCCGCUACCUGAAGCCCACUACCCUCGUCACCAACCUAAGGCCCCUCCAGGCCCUAAGCCACCGGGAGUGGCAGCCGGGCCAGCUCGACUGGGGCAGCAGCAUCGCGCAGGCGCGUGCCGCCGAGCGCGACCGGCGCCGCCGGUUCAGCCAGGUCGGCUUCAGCGGCGGCGCCGGGCAGCUCGCGGCCGAGCAGAGGGUCGCCCACAGCGAGGUGGCCCGCAGCGACUUCCUGGCGCGCCGCCGGGUGAAGCCGCUGACGCAGCAGCACUACGGCCGCGCGGCCGCGGAGGUGAGGCGCUUCGCGGAGAGGCAUCACUACCCGCAGACCACGGCCGCGCAGAGGGACCAGCUCAUGGUGGGCUACCUGCAGGGCAUCUUCGUGGCGGGGGGCGGCUACGCGUUCGAGGAGAGGAUCGACCUCAGAGGCGCGUCCGAGUUCCCGCAGGCCCGCCUGACGCUCAGGGGCUUCUCCAGGGCGGCGCCUGGGGAGCAGCGGGGCCCGUGCCCCUGGGAGGCGGCGCUGCUGAUGGUCGAUCAGUACCUCGGCUCCUCGUGUCCGCGCCAGCGGCUUGUGGGGGUUGCCGUGGCAGGGGCCUUCGACGGCUACCUUCGGCUCCCGGUGCUGCUCAGCGUGAAGGCCUGCGACGUCACGUGCCUCCAGCACUCCGCGACGUCGGCCUGCCCCCAGGUCUCGAUCUCCCUGAUGCUCGCGGCGCCGCCAGACUGCCCGCCGUCCGCGACGACGAAGUCCGGCGAGUCCGACGACGCGGUUAUCGCCGGCGGCAGCGCGGCAGCGGCCGCCCUACGGCGCUGGGUGGCCAGGCUCAUCCGAGACCUCAAGAGGGCCAAGCCAGCCACCUGGCCGCUCUUCCCGUUCACGGCCCGUGAGUUCCAGGCCGCCCUUCGGCAGGCGGGGGACGCGGCCGGGCUGCAGAGGUUGCGCCUCGGUCCCCACGCCCUGCGGCACGGCGGCGCAUCGGUCGACUACGCCCUGCAGGACCGCUCACCCGCGGAGGUGCAGCGCCACGGCCGCUGGAAGUGCGCCGCGAGCGUGAGUCGGUAUGAGAAGGCUGGCCGUUUGACCCGACAGCUCGCCAAGUUCUCCAGUGCUCAGUUGUCGGCCACCAGCCUCGUCGGUGAGAGACUCGCCGCCAAGGCGUCUUUCGACUUUGGCCGCAGCGUGACAAGGUGA